Diaporthe amygdali is the source of this 1215-nucleotide messenger RNA. RefSeq lists its product as uncharacterized. The transcript has 8 exons. The record is from RefSeq and is a predicted model, not a curated record. The coding region runs from base 1 to 1215 and encodes 404 amino acids. NCBI's taxonomy places the organism in Eukaryota, Fungi, Ascomycota, Sordariomycetes, Diaporthales, Diaporthaceae.
AUGGUCUCGUCCAUGGAUUCUUCCCAGGUCCCUGGGAACGGCGCUCGUUUCUACCCCUGUGAUGAAGCAGAACUCCUUGCCUCCCCCUUAGGCGAGGACAAGUCCGGAAAUUCGAUCCCGUUAUUAGGAUCAGAAGCCUUCACGGUCAUGCCACUGCCAUUCCUGGCUCUGCGAGUGUACGCACGGCAGAGGAUGAAGCAGUUCAGCUUGGAGGACUGGCUGAUGUGUAUUGGUUGGUUGAUUAAUAUGGUCCAUAACGCUGUGAUUAUCUAUGGUACCCACACAGGACUUGGUUCUCCAGAUUCGAAAAUCCCAGGCGGUCCAACUGGACCGAUCUUUAUGGAGGGAGCCAAGAGUGUAUUCUUGUGGCAGGUCUUUUUUCUCAGUGGCCUCGUCUUCAUCAAAGUCAGCAUCUGCCUCACCUUGCUCCGCAUCGCGGUGAUCAAGUGGCACCGCACCACGCUAUGGGUUCUCAUCGUCAUCACGGUCGUGUCCACCAUCUUCGUCGACUUCUAUAUCCUCCUGCAAUGCCGUCCCAUAGCGGCUACGUGGGGCGAAGUUCCCGGAACUUGCCUGUCCAGUACAAUUACUGUCAGCAUCACAUUCAUCAUCUCGGCCUUCAACCUUGUAACCGACAUCACCACCGCAUUGCUGCCAUUCCUUAUGCUUAAGGAUGUUCAGAUGACCAAACAACAGAAGACGGCCAUCAUCAGCAUUCUGUCGCUUGGAGUUUUGGCCUCUAUCGCUACCAUCGCGCGUCUCCCUUUUGCAGAAGCGUACUUUGCUACGUCAGAUUAUCUUGAAGGCAUCGGCGACAUCAUUCUCUGGACAAUAGUCGAGUGCGAUCUAGCUCUCAUUGCUGGCUCCCUGCCAAUGUUGCGCACCCUUUUCAAGUCAAUUAAGGGCUCGAUACAGCAGAAAUCAAGCAUGCACACGAACUCUACCGAGCUUCUCGAGAUGGGACGGGCCCAGAAGAUCCGGGACCAGGCUGACGUCGAUCGCAUCGUCAUCACCGUCGACCACGUUGUCGACCACGAGACUCGCAGCGUCCCUUCUGAGCGCUGGGCGUCGUCCUCUCCGGCGGCCUGGGGCGGAUGUCGGGAUGCCCUCUUGGCCAACUGGUACAUGGGCAUGACAGCGUUUGGCGGGCCGCCUGUGCUUUUCCCAAUAUUCUACAGGAAGUUUGUGGAACAGGAACAGUGGAGCGACGAGUAG